AUGUGGUUUCAGAUGUUGUUCAAUCGAACUUACACGGCAACACAAGCGUUCGAGAUCAAUAUUCGAUGGUUUAUGGCAAAUGGUCAAACGAUCGCUGAAAUCACCAGGCAUUUAUGCACGAAAGCCACCAAUUUAUCAUUCCACAUGUUCCCAAUACCAGAAGAUCCAUUCGCACACGCUAUGAAUCCACAGUCGCCUCCACUCAGAUGCCCGGUCAAAAUCGAAUUUCCGGUGUGCAAAUUAGGGUCGCAUGAUUUAUGGACAGUGCUCAGUGCGAUAAUAGAAGCGUUUGGAUUUUUUGCAAUGUGUUGUCAUGUACAUUACCCGAGAAUGUACGUUCACCUGUCUGGAGGAAUGUUCUUGAUGUUCGAAGAGAAGCAGAUGGAUUUUUUGUGGUCAUGGAAUCAUAUGUUGAGUCAUCGAUAUAAAAACAGCACGUCAGUUUUUUAG
Molecule: messenger RNA, 450 nt
Organism: Anisakis simplex (herring worm)
Lineage: Eukaryota; Metazoa; Nematoda; Chromadorea; Rhabditida; Anisakidae
Source: the annotation of a GenBank genome assembly